AUGAAAUUCAACACUCCCCUUCUCAACCUCCUGACCCUAACCGCCGUCCUCAUUCCCGAUGUCUCCGCCCACAAAGACAAGAAGAAAGCCGCCGCGGAACUCGAGAAAGAUAUGACGGCUCACACCCUGGAAGCCAAGGCCGUGAACUACAUGGUCUUUGUCGAGCCUCUCUGGCACUUCAUGGACAUGUGGCAUAACCAUGAGGCCUCAUACGGUGUUACGGGUCUGGACUGGGUGACGGAUGCUUGUACAGGCGUUGAUGACAGGCCGUUUAAGUGGGACUCGUGUAUCCGCCAUGACUUUGCGUAUAGAAACUUCAAGCGCCAGGGGAGGCUAGGUCAUCAAGCCCGCAAGAAAAUCGACAAGAACUUCAAAGAGGACAUGUACGAUCAAUGCAGGAAGGAAAAGCACAAACACCUGUGCCGUAUUGGUGCGAAGAUUUAUUAUGCCGGUGUGAGGGUCAUGGGGAGGAGGGAUUUGGUUGAGCCGGAGAAGACUGUGAUGCAUGCGACUGGAAUCACCAAUGCUACCGCCGAGGAUACUGCUGCCAUCGCUGCCAUCACCGUCGACUCGCAUGCUGAGAUUAGUGCUGAAGAGAGGGCUCAGAAGGUGUUUGAGGCUUGGAUUGCGGAGCUGCGAGCGCAUCCUGAGGUGCUGAUGGAGAUGACCGAGAGGGAUCUGGAGAAUGUUGAGGUGGCGCUUGAUGAGGGGAUUGCGGAUAUUGAAAAGGGUGAUGAGGUGCAGGAAGAGAUGGCUGCUGUUGGCUUCUAG
This is a messenger RNA of Alternaria metachromatica, 771 nucleotides long. RefSeq lists its product as uncharacterized. Gene Ontology annotation, biological process: arachidonate secretion; phospholipid metabolic process. The coding region runs from base 1 to 771 and encodes 256 amino acids. Gene Ontology annotation, molecular function: A2-type glycerophospholipase activity. Lineage: Eukaryota; Fungi; Ascomycota; Dothideomycetes; Pleosporales; Pleosporaceae. The transcript is spliced from 3 exons. The record is from RefSeq and is a predicted model, not a curated record.